AUGUCAGAUCAUAUGGCAGCUGCUAUUGAAUUAAGUGUCAGUCCAAACGUCGCACCGGCUCCCGCUGCUGGUAUGUACUGGUCACGUGCCAUCACGUAUGGCAGAGGUCCUUCCCGACCUUUACGUGCUCACUCAGCCAAUUUGAUUGGAGAGUAUUUGUAUGUAUUUGGAGGAUGUGAUGUUAAGGUGUGUUUCAACACAUUGUAUGUUCUUGAUAUGGACACCCUAACAUGGUCAAAACCCCGUACAUCAGGACAGGCACCACCACCUUGCCGAGCGCAUUCAUGUACGACAGUGGAACGAGAAGUGGGAGGUAAAAAAACCUAUCAUCUUUAUGUGUUUGGUGGUGGAGAUGGACCGAAUUAUUUCAACGAUUUGUAUGUAUUGAAUAUUGAUACCCUGAUUUGGAGCAAGCCAAAAACGGAAGGAGAGCCGCCUUCCCCCCGUCGAGCCCAUACAACGUGUAUAUGGAACGGAAAGAUCAUAAUUGUGGGGGGUGGGGAUGGUGCACGUGCGCUGGCGGAUGUGCAUACUUUAGACGUCUCUGACCCACACGCUCUUAAAUGGUCUUUAUUGAAACCAGAGGGAAAUCCUCCUAUUGCCAGAGGAUAUCAUACCAGUAAUCUGAUCAAGGAUAAGUUGAUUGUUUAUGGCGGGAGCGAUGGCCAUGAGUGCUUUAGUGAUGUACAUAUUUUAGACCUAGUCUCCAAUACCUGGAAUCAGAUGGAUUUAGAUCGUGCCGUGCCUCGAUUAGCUCACUCUGCAACACAAGUAGGCUCUUAUGUAUUUGUUAUUGGUGGUCAUGAUGGGACAAGAUAUUCAAACGAAGUAUUGCUCCUGAAUUUAGUGACAAUGAGUUGGGAAACAAGGAAAAUCUACGGCGGAGCACCAAGUGCCAGAGGCUAUCAUACCUCUGUAUUGCACGAUUCCAGGCUUUAUAUACUGGGUGGAUACGACGGACGACAUGUAUUUGAAGAUGUAUACAUGCUGGAAUUAAGCGCUUGUGCUUAUUUACCACAAAUCACCAAUUUUGAAAUCGAUGUUUAA
Mucor mucedo is the source of this 1047-nucleotide messenger RNA. RefSeq lists its product as uncharacterized. Gene Ontology annotation, molecular function: protein binding. NCBI's taxonomy places the organism in Eukaryota, Fungi, Mucoromycota, Mucoromycetes, Mucorales, Mucoraceae. The transcript is spliced from 4 exons. The record is from RefSeq and is a predicted model, not a curated record. Bases 1 to 1047 code for a protein of 348 amino acids.